AUGCAAUCUGUUCGUUCAGGUGUCCCCCGUUUCGAGGGCCAGGGAGACGUCACCGUGAAGCAGUCUCUGCGGGGGCGGUCAGCUGUGCGCGGUGAUCUGACGCGCGGAAAUCCGACGGGCCGGAGAUUUUCGACUCCGGACAACGAGGAGACAGUCUCUGCGGGAGAUGGCGUCCGCGGCGACCUCGAAGACGCCCCGGAGGCUUCGGCCCAGGCGGCCAGCCUCGCGGCUGCUGCCCCAGACGGUGCACGCAGGCGGUCUCGCUACGCAAAAAUGUACGAUCGCCAUGUCCAGAGACGCUUGAUGAAGAGGCGACACAGUCUGGCUGUACACCGGCCGGUCGAACGUCUCGACACCCCCCGCGACAGCCAAACUAACGAGCACGCCUCUGGCUGCUCCGUUUCGGGGACUGCGCGCGAGGCCGAUACGCACGAAGUCGUAGCAGGCGUGGCUGCGUGCGGCGCUGGCGAGAGGAACACAGGGGAAUCAGGAGGGAUUCCAGGAGCCGUUGUCGGGGUCGGCGAGACGAGCAGUUGCGACCGACGGAGACUUCAGAGGCGUGCGGCCCCUGCAGUGGUGGCUGGCCCGCGACGGAGAGCAUCACGCGACGAGGAUACCCCGCGCGAAACAGAACGCUCAUGCGGUCGGCCGCAGGCAACCGGUGAGCAGCACUCGCGUCUUCAGUCCUUGAGCGGGGCGCUUGCGCCGUGGGAUGUGCGAGCCGACGGAACUGCCGGUCGGGAGCUCCCAGCGGGCACUCCGCAGAGUGCGUCGACUUUGUUUCCCGACGGUUCCGGCAACUCUGAGACGGGCGCUGGGUACACAAAUCCGCUCUCUCUGUCAAGCGUGGAGGGUGUCGAGCGCACUUCGCGUCUGCCUGCGCGCGAGCGGAGUCGGGGCGAGGGGGCGUCGCACCCGAUUGAGGCGCUGGCGGCUGCCGUCCAACCCGAGAGGUGCCGUGGCGACCUAAGCAGCUUGACGACUCCCGCGUCUUCGGAGAGCUUCGAGGAUUUCCCAGAGGCUGCCGAGGUGCGUAACGGAUACCGACUGGCGUUCACGCGAGAGCAGUCGCUGUUCCCGGACGAGGGCUGCGCGAGAUCUGAGGGCGCGGAUGUCGUGGGCGUGUUCUGUGACAGAGCGUCCUCAUCUUCCACGUCGUCCCUCAUGUGGAGCAGCACGUGCGGCUCGAGCGACAGCGACGAGGCCAGUCGCGCAGGAGACGGCGAUCCGCGAGACGCGCGGGUGCUCGCGGACGCCGACGCGAGCCCAGACGGCGAAGCGCCCCGCUGCGGCUCGCCGCGAAGGCCACGGCGAGGACCACGGCGCUUCACGGGGGCGGCGCGUGGCAGGGACGAAGGAAGCUAUUGCCAGCGGCAGGUCGAGGCACUCAGACAGUACAUCUACAUGCGCGAGAUCGUGGAGCACGGCACGUUGCUCUUCAACCGCUCGCCGAUGACCGGGAUUCGCUUUCUUCAGCAACAAAACAUUCUCGACGACGACAGCCUUGCCGUCGCGGCGUUUCUCCUCGCCACCGACGGGUUGGACAAACGAAGGAUCGGCGAGUUGCUGGGGGGGCCGGACGCGGCUUCCACUUCAGUUUUGAACGCCUUCUGCAGCUUCAUGAAUUUGGCGGACUUGCCGCUGGACGAGGCGCUCCGGCACUUCCUUACGUUUUUCUUCAUGCCUGGCGAGUCGCAGGUAAUCCUUCGCAUCCUCGAAAGCUUCGCUGCAGCGUAUGUACGGGACAACCCGACGACGCCGCUGUCUCUGGAGUACGUGCACAUCUUAGCGUACGCACUGCUGAUUUUGAAUACGUCGCUUCAUCACCCGUGCCUCCAAGCAAAGGACAAGAAGAUGCUCUCUCGCGGCGACUUCUACAAGAUGGUCCACUGCGCAGGCAUCGCUCUGCCUGAAAACGAACUGGGUGAAAUGUAUGCGCGAAUUCUUCUCAAGGAGUUCAAGACGUCCUUCUCUGCAUCCGAAAAGACGUACAAGCGUCUGUCCGCGGCACCCCUCGGCCUCGCACAGGCGUUUGCGUCCUCUCUGCGGCAUCCGCAAGGCGACAGCGCGUAUCCCUCCGACCGGCUUCCCAACAGUCGGUCUUUCACUCCUGAGCCGUCGAUCUCCUCCAAUCCGCGGGGCCUUCAACUGUUUCCGGAGGCUUCACGUUCCGGGGACGGCUGGAACCGGGCCCCCUGCGCCGGGCCAUGCACGUUCCGCAGCCAGAGGGAGUGUGAACCCACUGGGUGGGACAAAAAAAACGCCUUUGAAACGUGUGGCGACGCGCGCGGGCAGAGGUCGGCCUCGGAAUGUGUCGCCUCGACAGCCCCACAAAACUUCUCCAUGGCGGGGAUGGACGCUGGGAGCCUCCGCCGUGCAGCGCACCGGCGCGGCCCCACCGGAGACCCGCUGACUGACAGCCUGGUUUCCCCCUGGCGAGUCGCGCGGUGUGCGCAGUGUGGACGCCCCGCCGGUUUGUCGGCUGGGGACUCCAGUCAGCCCCGUCGACUGACGGCGCCCGCGUCCGUGUUCUCUCGCCCGUCGGGCUCGCCAGAGCCAGGCGCUCGAAGGCCCUCGGAAGACGUGAGGGACAUCGAGCUGGAAGCGUGCACGCGUGUGCACGGCGCGGCCAGUGCAUGCCGUGAGGGGGCGAAUCUCGGCGGGAGACUGGUUCGCUGUGGCGAGUGCGGAUGCGGGCGAGACCGAGCUCUGCAGGUGGAGGAUGGUGCAAGUUGCGAAGCGCAGAUUCGACCGCUUCGCUCCACUGCCGAGUCAGACGGACAGGCCACGCGGGAGCCUGGCGAUGCGCGCCUGGACUCGCGGACGCAGAGGAGCAACUCGAACGGGGCUCGUUUCAGCGGCCUUCGCGCGAACCCAGCAGGCGCCGAUUCCAACGACGGGCAAGUCUCUCGGAGCGCGCCGACAACGCCAACAAGGAACACGGCGUGCUGGCCUUCACGCGACGCGGAUUUGGCGUUCGCGGGAAUGCCGCCUCUGGUCACCAGUGGAGUCCCCGCUCUCGCCGCGUAUCCACCUCAUCCGGCCGGCGAGUGGUUCGACUCUUGGCAAGACGCAGGUGUUCCAGGAGCGCGGGCUCCAGUGGUUUGUAGAUUCUGUUCGGGUCGUCCGCCCGACGUUUCUGUGGAGGCCCAUGGCGGCGCGGGUCCUCAAGACUCCUGCGCCCACGGACAGAUCCGGUAUUCGUUGGGUUGCGCCUCUCACGACAGUGGAGCCUCGUCUGUGGCUUCCAGCCCCUCCCUCAUGUACACCUCGCCUCUGGAUCCGCCCCCGUUCUCCCUCUUCCCGGAGCCGUCGGAAUGCCUCCUGAGGCCUCCGGCACCGCCGCUCGCUCUCAGGGUGGGCGGCUGGGCUGUCAAGGUCCGCGGCAUUGACAGCGCGGAUGGGAAGGUCAAGGCUGCAGCGUACUUGCGCGUCCACAAACGGCAGUUCUGGCUCGAAGGAGCAGAUGCAUGCUUAGAUUUGUGUUGGAGUCGCUGGCCGCGCACGCCGGUGGGCGUCUCCCAGACCUCAUCGGUGCCGCCCGUCGCGCCGGCCGAGGCUCUUGCCGCCGAUGCAAAAGGAUGGAAACGCUCCGGAUCGAUGUUGAGGAGCCGCGGGAGGUCGAGUGUCUCGUACGAGGCUCCGGCGUGUGCGUCAAGUUCCCAGCUGGCGAGCCGAGGGGGGAGCGCGGAUGACGAGUGCCAUGUGCCUCCAGACGCGUCUGUGAGACGGCCGCACGACGAGGGAACUGAGGCCAUGCGUGCUCAGGGAGCGCCUGGGCCAGAUUCUGUCUUGGGCGGCAGUGAAGCGAAUCUCAACCUGCGUGGCGGCUCCGAAAUGAGGCCCGCGCCAUCUGCUGUCGAUCGCCGGGAAGCCGGCGAACAGGCGUCUGCGGCCAACGUGCGCGAAGGACAAGGGCGCCAGGGAGCGAGGGCGGAGUCGCGCUCCGGCUCGGCCAGUCGCGGCGGCCCCUGGCGGCUUCUGCCGGACAUCCCCCCUGCUUGCCCGGGUGUGAUUUUGACACACGGAGGAGACGCGGGGAAAGGCCAAGCCAGGCCGGCGCAGGAAGACGGAGCAGCUGCACGUCGGGCGAACGCAGAGGGAAGAGACAAACGCGGGCGGCAGGAGGCAGCUGGGAGUCUGUUGGCCGUCGCGCGUCUCGCGGGGCGGGGCGGCCGCUUUCUGCUUCGCGGCAAGGCCCUCAAGGUUCCCCGCAUAAGCCUCCACAACCCGUUCAAGAGGCAGCCGCCUCGCAAUGCCUCGGCCGUGGACUUCAGACUUUCAAAGUUCACGGAGGACGACGGCACGUCCCUCCGAACCUCCAGUGCCCCCAGCGGCCACAAGCAGGAGACGGGGGCUCUUGCAGAGACGCGUGGAGGAAACGAGCAGCGCAAUGAGGGUCGCGCACAGGAACCUACAGGCGCCCUUGAAGACUCGGCGCCUCCGGACGUUCACGCCGCGGUUCCGGAACGUGAUAUCCCACCGAAUCACGGGCAGUCACCGGCGCACACCAACCCACCGGAGUGCUGCAUGGGAGGCACGGGAGGCGCGGGCGACCUUUCACGUGCCGAGCCCGGUUCCGCAGCUGCGGCGACUGUUGUCAGGCGAGGGAGGAGUUUCUCGCAUCCCCCUGAGUUUCAGACGGCGCCGAGCGCCCCUCGACUGCCUGUUUCGGACUACCCUCGUUCGGUUCCGCUCCCUCCCGCACGCGUCCGCCGGCACUCGAGAGAAGCUGAGAAUUCGCCUUCCCGUCCCAUGUGGCGUCAUCCGUUUCUCUCCCACCCCCACCCCCUUCAUGCGGCCGACAGCUGCGUUGGCCGACACGCGAAUGGGGCUGAAGCGGGCCGAUGGUUCCGUUCCUCCUCUUGUCCGACUCCGACCCUGGUUUUGCGAGCGGCGACUUCAGUGUCUCUCCCAGACGCUCUUCUCAGAGGGCUUCACGCGCCGUGUCUCGGCCAUGGUCAAGCGGCCGCGUUCCCGAUCGACGACCCCAUAGGUCUGUGCAAAUCGCUGUCUUUCGCUGUCGCGUUGGAACGCGGGUCCUCCGGCGGGCGCACGGCUUCCCUUCCCAAGUGGAGUGCGUCAAAAGUCGGGUUUCCCGAGGGCAGUUCGCUGGGGUCGGCGCGAGUCGACAGCGCAGAGUGGCGGCUCCACGGUGGAAGCGGGACAUCCUCUUUUCACUGCGAGGCUCUCUGGGGCCUUUGCCUCCGGGGGGGACUCCGCCGCAGUGUGUCUGACGGUGCGCUGAUGCGCCGCCGAAGCAGCGAUGUCGCCUGGCGAUUCAGGAGGCGUUUCAACUGGCGCGAGUGGCAUGCACGAAACGACCGUUCACCCCCUCUGGCGGCGUCCGAGGAUACGCGCGGAACGGAGUGGACUCGGCCGAUCGCGCGAGAAGUCGAACCCGCAUGCCCAGCACAGUCGGCGGAACCGGGAACCGCUGUUUCACAGCCGUGGCGCUUGGAACGUUCGCAGGCAGGCAGCUCGGCGUCCUCUGCGAGUGAGGGAUGCGAGGACCAGCAGACGCUUUCUCCCGAGCGAUCGAAGGAUGGAGAGAGCGGCAGCGCCGAGAAGGGAGACUGGAGCGGGAACUCGAUAGGCGGGCCGGAGCAGGCCUGCGCAGUGCCAGCCGCCAGCGGCGUCUCCGGCCUCCGUGCGAACGGGCCAGGGCUAUUCUGGCGGAGACUGCCCUCUUUCCGAAGCUCCGCUGAGGGCGGCUUCGAGCAAAGCGGAUGGUCUGGGAAACCCGACUUGGUCCGACCCGCGGAGAAAAAAGGGGGCGGGCCGCGCGGCUUCCUCGCGCGGCUGUUUCAGCCGGUGCUCGCAAUGGCCUCAGUCAACCGGUGCCCCCUCGGCGACCUGAUUGCUGUGCAACUGGGCGCGCCUCCCGAGAUCGCGGCUGCUCUGGAGAAAGCGGCAAUUCCCAUCGCCGAUCUCGUCGCGGAGCCUGGAGCCCGUCAGGCGGUCUUCCCCGAUCUGUAUCAGCCUCCCUUUCUUUUUCCCUUUUCGUAUCCCCCGCUCGUCUUUGUCGGUAAGGCCGCGGGGCCUCCUACGCAGGGGACUCGGGGACAGCCUGGGAAAGGCCCCUCCAUGGUCUGCCUCACUCUUUCUUUUCGGCGUCGACUGCUCGUUCUUGUUCUUCCUUACUACGCAUCUUCGUUUCCUCUGCCAUCCGCUAGCAAGUCCUCUCAGCGUUGCACAUUCGCCACUCCGAACCGGCUUUCGGCGGAAGUCGCCAGCGCGACUUCCGCCUUCGCCUCGUCAUCCUCCUUUGCUUCUACCGUCCUUCCGGCCUCCGCUGAAGGUGUGCUUUGUCCCGCGUCGGCCUCGCCCCCGUGCCGGCAGCCUGAAGAGCGCUUCGGUGCCGGGGAGCGGGCGACUCAGCCGCAGGCUGCUCCCGUCCCCUCCCCGUUGUCACCGGGCUCUCGUGGCAAGGAGGGAGGGCGUGCCUGCGUGUCCCUCGAGCACUGCAGGAGAUCGCGAGGCUCGUCGGGAGGUUCGGUGGCGUGUCACCGGCCGUCGGAUGCUGCGCGGGCGGGCGCAGAGAUGCCGCUGUCUGCUGCCUUUGCGAGUUUGGUACACGAUUCAAAUCGGCGGUCUUCCGCCACGCUCGGCGAGGGUGACCGCCGGACGUCGGAGGCGGCUUCGACGGCAGUGAAGGCCUCUGCGAAGGAAGAACCGUUCGGCUCUGCCACGGUUCCAGGCCUACCCCGGAUCAGCCCCCAGGAGCGACAGGGCGUCUCUGAGGGGCAAACGCCACUGUCCGAAGUCGGCGCUUCCGGAGAGAGCGCCGACAGGCAGGUGAACAGCCAAGGCCGCAGCUGUGACCUGCCGACGACGGAGGCCUCUGACAGGGGACGAGACCCCCUUGUGCCGGGUCGAGCACAGCUGUCCGAGCUUGGGCUUUCGGCGCCAUCUGGAGUUGCCCCGCCUUCUUCGUCCGCGGCCGCACAAGGCGCCGUUCAAGGUGCGCGAAGAGACACGCAGAAGCGCCACGCGACACUUGACAGGACGCGUUCGUAUCCUUCGUUCUGCGCGGGCGUGCUGCCAUCCUUGAGUUCGCCUCCCCCUGCGCUCGCUGGUCUGGCCGAUCGCUCCGCGGAGCUCCGGGGACACCCGAACCUCCCAGAGACCUCUGGCGGCGACCCUGCAACCCUGGCGCUGCAAAAAUCGCCUCUGCCGAUUUUGCGAGGGUACUUCCCUGGAUUCCUCGCGCCGCCAACAGAGGGGUUCCAGCGGCAGGUGGGCGAGCAGCCUGGCGAGGCACAGCGAGGACGCUCCUCUGGAGAGGGGCUGUGUCCCCCUCUCAGUGGUCCGGGGUCCGCGCGUGGGAGAGACGGAAGGCGAGAGAGCGUCGCUGGUCUGGUGGGGAACGAGCGGCGGACAGAGGGAGACACGGGGCUCGACGGCGGGUCGUGGGCUGCUGGGGACAGAGGCGGCGCGUCUGGCUUCCUCGACUGGCAGGUUCUCUUUUCCUUCUUGCGAAGGCAAGUGGCCUUCAACAAGGCUGCGCAGGCACUGAAGGCCCAGAAAGAAGCCCACAGACAGUGGGAACUGCGGAAGAAGCUGGAGGACAGCAAAGAGGUAGAGUUCACGGAUCAAAUCCUGCCGCACCUUCUCCGUCACUGGGUCAGCACGCCCGCUCCGUCUGUGCUGGGACAGGAGACAGAAUCGCGAAGGGCGCUGGCGCUCGGCGAGUCCGUUCGCUUUCUGCGUGGGCUACAACGCGUGGAGAAACGCUGGAGGCACUGUCAGAAGGAGCAGCCCCGAGGCUAUUCCGAGGAUCUCGUGCCUUUGUCGGCCGCGGUCGUGUUUCCCAGCGCUUGCGACAGCGCCUGUUUGUCGCACGAGGCAGGUUCGCAUCGAGACGGGAGGGCCGAAUGGAAGCGAGGCCUCCUUCCAAGUUCGGUUGCGGUGUCUGUGUCGGCGGUUCCCUCGGACCCUCGACUGAGAAACCUCGAAUCUCUGUCCAGUUUUCAGCGCACCGGCGAGCGCAGCACGCCGCCGGUCAGCAGACAAGGCAGCCUUCCUGGAGCGGAAGCGGGCGUCGACCAAGGCGAAAAACCCGAGACCACGCUGACGAAACUUUUCCCGAUGCAGAGCUCGCGGGAGGGCGGCGCAAGCACUGACAAAUCGCACGGCACUCGACUCGACGGCAGCAAGUGCGCUCGGGGAGGCACGGGAACCGCCCGAUCCUCUGCGGAGGAUGUGCGAUCCCUGCUGGCCUGGGGACGGAAGCCCGCCCCGCACGUGGACCACGCAGAGGAAGGUGAGAAAGGAGACGGGGCGAGCUUUCGGACGGCGUCGCAGCCAGAGUGGCCCAGUACGCAAGAAGGUCCAGGCGGCGAAGACGCGACACGGGACACGCAGGCAGAGCCGGUGUAUCACCAGGUUCGCACAGAAGGUCUCGAAGAUCUCCGCGUUUCGGAGCAGAUGGAGAGUCCCCCCUCAGCCACCUUCGCCGGAGACUCCAGCCGUUCACGGACUCGCUUCCCGCAGUCGCGGUUUGCCGCGGACUUGGCGAGAGCAAACGUGGGCCGAGGGAGACGGAAAGCACGGGCGGACGGCAAGAGCCGAGAGACCCGCAAGCCGCGAAGCAGCAGCGAGAGAGAGGUCGCCUCUCGAGAGCGACGGGGGGGUGAGCAGGCGACCGCCAACCCUCCGCACGGCCGUGCUGCUGGAGCGAGUAAACGGCCAGUGACGGCCCGUCCGGGGGGAAGAAAUAAACAGUCGGCAGACGUCCCCUUGGAGGCCGCGCGCAUGCAAAAUGGAGUCCCCGGGCUCCCGAAUUCCACUUCGCGUUCCCGGUCGGCACCGCCGCUGCCUUUCGGCUCUCCCACUUCCUAUCUGCACUCUCCGCGUUCGUCAAACGCGCCGUUCGUGCACAUGGAGAGUCUCCACAAGCUCGCCCUUGAGGAGGCCGGUGACUUGGCGACGCUGGAUCGGCCUGUGGACGGGAGCGCCGCGGUGCGCGACACGCAGUCUCGCUUGGAGUUAUUUGAAUCCCUGUACGCUGCCGACGAAACGGAGCGGCCGGACAGGAGCAGUGAUCCCGGAGUUUGUCUCUCUGCGAGCGCGAGUGCUCUCGGCCCAGAUACGCCCGUGAGGCCUGGAGGCCCGAACGUUCCGCUGAGGGGAGGCGGACGCACCAGCGAGCCGUGUCCGCCUAGAGGAGGGUCGGGAUGUGUGGAGCGCUUCUCUGCGUCGCAUGGACGCAGGAGGCCGUCCAACACCGGAGACGAUGAUCCGACGCCAGCUGGGCCGUUUGAGGCAGCCUCCGCAGGGGGUUGUGCCGCACUGCGUUCGGCUGCCAAACGCGACGCGAGCGGGGACCCGAGACAGCAGGCAAAGGAACCCGGUCAGGGGGCGGGCGCCCGGGAGGAUGAGCAAGAUCCUCGUCACAAGCUUGUCGGCUCGCCUCUGGAGACCCGGUGUGGGCAAGGCGCGUGCCCGCGACACGGAGACUCUGGAUGUGUCUGUGGAGUUGGAGAGACGAAGGGAAUCAAUGCCAGUCCUACGAGGCCGAAUGCGGUUGCAGGCGCGCUCCAUCGGGCGCCUGUUUCCUUCGAUGACGGGAACGCCGACCCGCGGCAUCGCGCGUCCAGCUGUGGCGAGGCACGCGGUCUUCAGCAACGUUCUGCAGCAGCUACAGCUCGCGGGCAUUUCCGCCGGCUGGAGCGAGAUCUCCCGGGUACCUAUCCGCUUCUGCAAAUGCUGCCUGAGGGCAUCGCUACAGCGGAACCUCUCCUGAGCGCGGGUUCCGCCUUCGAGAUUCUCGCAUCCCUCGAUCGCCCGGUCGGGGGGUGUGCUGGCGAUAUCGGCACCCUCGGCGGAGACGCAAGUUACGAGCCGCGGCGAUGUGGCAUCUCGUCGAGCAGCAGCGACGCCGCACUUGGGAGGCUGUCUGAUGCGAGGCGGCUCGGCGAGCUGUGGGGACGCAGCGCUGGCAUUCAUCCCGGCCAGGCGUUUGCCUUCCCCUAUGGUCAGCCACCGCUUUGCGCUGCGUGCUGUAGAUGCCGGCGAUGCAGUGCUUUAGACGCACGAGAGGAGGAAGAGUGGCAACCAGGAGCCGGUGGAGUCGAGGAAGGGGCGAAGAGCGACGCGGCGGCGAGGCCGGUGGUCGGUACAGCACAAGUGCGUUGCGACGUGGCGGCGAGCGCAUGCGCCACGUCUCCUGCACUGAGGGCCCCUCACGUCCCUCUGCCGGGAGAUUCCCUCUCCGCCUGGCCCUCGACGGACAGGGCGACAGAGGCAGGCGACGCUGCGGGCAGUACGAGUGGAGAUCUCUUGCUUGCGUCGUUUCGCGUGGUGGAAUCUUUCGACGAAUCAAAUGGCAACUCAUUGUCCCGUCGAGGCACCGUCACGAGUGGAACCGAACUGGAAGCCGUCGCGCGAGCUGCCACGUCGCCUGCGGGUUGUCACGCGACGCCCCAAACGGCCGUCGAAUGUUUUCCGUCCAGGGAAAAUACGACAGCGUACCCCAGGGGCUGCCUGUUAGCUGCGGCGAAGGGGCCAGAAGGACAGUGCGUCGAGGGACACUGCGGCCAUCCUGCUUCACCCGAAGCGGACUCAGUCGAGGAAAGGACACAGGAAGGCGCCUCCCAAAGCGUCGCUUGCAAUACUUGCUCAGGACGAAAGCGGAGCAGGGAGAAGACGUGGUGCUUCUGUCCACGGUGCUCCAUCGGUGCGGGCAUCGCCGACGUGCUCGAGUGCGUUGUGCUUCACAUGCCCACGGUCGGUUAUGUUCAAGGCAUGGCGGGGGUUGCAGCGGUUCUUCUCUUUUUCAUGGAGCGCGAAAGGGCGUUCAUUCUUAUGGUUCAGCUACUUCAGCUGCAUCCUUUGCCGGACUUCUUCAUGCUCAGCUCUUUAGGCAAAAGAACCCUGCGCCAUCAUCUGUCAGCAUUCAAGCGCUACUUGGCCGCCUUGCUUCCUGCGCUGUCCGAGCACUUCACCAGUCUCCACUUGCCGCCUUCUUUCUACUUGUUGCCUUGGGUUCUGUCUCUAUUCACAUCUGUUCUCCCUCUUCAUAUUGUCGUUCGAGUUUGGGACGGCCUCCUUCUCGCGGGCGGAGGGAGAGAUACACUGUUCCAGAUCGCGCUUGCUAUUCUGCAUUACUACGACGAAGCUUUGCGCGGCCGCUCCUUCGAGGGAUGCGUCGCCCUUCUGAGUCGCCAAGACUGUCACGCGGCGUCCAACAGUGCAGCAUUCGACGAGUGUCGGUUUUUUGACGGGCUGCGAUGGGUUGAAACGCAGUGGCCGGAGAUUGAAGAGGCUCUCGUUGUCCCUGCGGCAGCGCUCACAAGUUCAGGCGAUUGA
Molecule: messenger RNA, 11313 nt
Organism: Neospora caninum
Lineage: Eukaryota; Apicomplexa; Conoidasida; Eucoccidiorida; Sarcocystidae
Product: putative sec7 domain-containing protein
Exons: 10
Coding region: 1-11313 (3770 amino acids)
Biological process (GO): regulation of ARF protein signal transduction
Molecular function (GO): guanyl-nucleotide exchange factor activity
Source: RefSeq, a predicted model, not a curated record